AUCCUGUGACUUCAUAGUUCUCUAGUUUGUACAAGUGCAAACUAUGAUGUUUUCAACAAUGGCACUUCUCAGAAUUUACCCUUCCUUUAAGUAGCACAUCAGCUGUACCACCCCUUAUCUCUAGAGAUCUUGGCCUUAAAUGGCAUGGUUAGCCUAAAAUGAGGGUAGUUUGAAUAGCUAGUUAAAAACAAAUUUUGUUUAUCAUAGCAUAAAAAAGUAUUGAAUACCUUUAAGUGAAGCAUAUAGCUUCUAGUUCAUUUACACUAGCUGUUAUUUAAUACCCAGCUCCCUUAGCUAGUUUAAAUGACUUGUUUAUUGAGGUCAUUAGCACUGUCUAAUGACAAAGCAGUUAGCCUUACACAUGAAUUUUAUUUUUUUCUUGUCAAUCUCAGCUUUUACAGUUUUGUCAUAUAAAGCAUGCUUUAGUAAACUGAUUAUUUUAGACAAUAAUAAAUUAUUGAGUAUUUUUUUGGUGGGCUUUUUAUCAUGGGAUAUAAGUCAGUAUGUAUACACUGCUCAGCUUCAGUGUUUAUUAUAAUUUAGUUAAAUGUAUUAUAUCACAUAACUGCUUUUGAAUGAAAUCCCAUACAUAUCUAUAAACAUUCCAUCAUAGCCCUUUGUAAAGAUAAGGACUUUUUAAAAGUAACCAUACUACUAUUAUCAUUCCUAGAAUUCUAGCAUUUCCUUAUAUAUUAUUAAACCUAUGGUCAGUAAAUGUUAAUGUUAACAUCUCAGGAUUGUUUUGUUCAAAUUAUAAUACAAGUAAAGUUCAUACCUGUACAUGAUUAAUUUUCCAGGCCUCUGUUUAUCUGUGGUUCUGCCAUUAUAUUUACCCCUUGCUAUUUGUUAUUCUGGAUCUUUUUCCACAAAUAGCAAAAAAAUAUAGAUUGAACCUCUGUGGAUACAGUUUUGUUACCUGUUUAGUAAUUCUCAUUGCAGAUUGAAGGGACAGCAGUUUCAUUCCGGUCCCCUCAGGACCCUUUUUGCUUACCAGAAUUGAAUUAGUUAAUAGUUAAAGUGGUUAUGGGUAUCUCUUACUUCCCUGCAGAUUUUUUCAGUCCAUGCCUAAAGGAACAUUUUAUAUGCAAAUUAUUUUUUUCAUUUUUUGAAUCAGAGUUUUAUGUAGCCCAAAUUGGCCUUGACCUCUGGAUCUUCCUGUUUCUACUUCUCUAGUGCUGGAAUUCAAAGGCUUGAGACACCAAAUCUGACUUUUUUUUCCAUUUUUUAAAAGAAGAGGUCUUGUGUAUAUAGCCUUGGCUGGCCUUGAACUAGCUAUGUAGCCCAAGUUGGACUUCUCCAUUCGACUCCUAUUAGGGCUAUAGGAGUGCCAUGUUCAGAGGGAUUAUUUUAUUUAUUAUUAUCUUAAAAAUAAUUAUGAAGCUACUUUGAAACCCUGAAAAAUAUUUCUGAAUCCCUGAAUUAUGGAAUCAUGAAGUAAGCAUUGGUACAUGAAAGGCUUGUAUAUUUUAAUUUUGUGGCACAAGCAUAUUAUUGUAUUUUUACAAGUAUCAUAUUCUAUGUAUGGGGGCCAUUUAUUAAAAAUUGAAAUGAUUUCUUUUGAAAACUUCAGCAUUUGCUGUUUAGGAUCUUAAAUUUGUAGAGCAUUUAUUUGUUUUUAAAGGGAAUGUAAACCAAGACAAUGAUUUCUUUUCUUUACAGAGACCAUGAACGUAUGGUGCAAUAGCCCUACUUUUGGUGGGAAAAAUAUACAGCCAUUCUGGUGAAGCAGUUUGGGCCCCAUGGGAUCCCUGUGACAGUAUUUCCCAAAAGGGAAUAUAAGGAUAAACCGGACGCCAUGCAGCUCCAAAGUAACACAUUCCAAGAAGGGAUAGAAGUCAAGCGGGAAGUGAAUGGUGCUGUUCCCGAUAACCUUUCUCCAGUCCCUCCUCCUGAGCACCUGUGGACUUCCAAGCCACCUCCUCUCUUCCACGAAGGAGCACCUUAUCCUCCCCCCUUGUUUAUCAGGGACACAUAUAACCAAUCAAUACCUCAGCCACCUCCUCGGAAAAUUAAGCGACCCAAACGAAAAAUGUACAGGGAAGAACCCACUUCAAUAAUGAAUGCAAUUAAGCUACGGCCCAGGCAAGUCCUGUGUGAUAAGUGUAAAAACAGUGUUGUUGCAGAAAAGAAGGAAAUUAGGAAAGGUAGCAGUGACUCUUCUAGGUAUGAAGAUAAAAAACGGAGAAAUGACAGUGUAGCUACUAUGAACAAAAAACUGAAAACUGACCAUAAAGUGGACGGGAAAAACCAAAACGAAAGCCAGAGAAGAAACGCUGUGGUGAGGGUUUCCAAUAUGGCUCACAGCAGAGGCAGAGUAGUCAAAGUUUCUGCUCAGGCAAACACGUCAAAAGCUCAGUUAAGUACCAAGAAAGUGCUCCAGAGCAAGAACAUGGAUCACGCAAAAGCUCGGGAAGUAUUGAAAAUUGCCAAAGAAAAGGCACAGAAGAAGCAGAGUGAAACCUCUACUUCCAAAAACACCCACCCGAAAGUCCAUUUCACACGGCGCUAUCAGAAUCCUAGCUCAGGUUCCCUCCCACCUCGAGUGCGUUUAAAACCGCAGAGGUACAGGAAUGAAGAAAAUGACUCUUCUCUGAAGACAGGACUGGAGAAAAUUCGGAGUGGCAAGCUGGCUCCUAAGCCGCAGUCUCGCUGCACCUCCACCCGCUCAGCAGGUGAGGCCCCUUCAGAAAAUCAGAGUCCCUCAGAAGGCCCGCAAGAGGCCGCCAGUGAGGUUCAGGACACAAGCGAAGUGUAUGUGCCUGGUGAGCAGGAGGAACUGCAGACGGUGGGCAAAAAGGGCAGCAAAAGCAAUAUCUCUGUUUACCUGACCCUAAAUCAAGAGAAAUCUGACUCUUCCGGUGCUUCAGUGUGUAGCAUUGAUAGCAUGGAUGAUUUGAAAUCCUCCAACUCUGAGUGUAGCUCUUCUGAGAGCUUUGUUUUUCCUCCAGGCAGUAUGCGUGCACCUUCCACUUCUUCCACUUCCUCCUCUUCAAGGGAAGAGAAAAGCCUCAGUAAUUCCUUGAAAAUGAAAAUCUUUUCCAAAAAUGUCUCUAAAUGUAUCACACCAGAUGGGAGGACCAUAUGUGUAGGGGACAUUGUUUGGGCCAAGAUAUAUGGCUUCCCAUGGUGGCCAGCCCGAAUUCUUACCAUAACUGUAAGCCGGAAAGAUAAUGGCCUUUUAGCCCGACAGGAGGCCCGUAUCUCAUGGUUUGCAUCUCCAACAACAUCUCUCCUUGCUCUUUCACAACUCUCCCCCUUUUUAGAGAACUUCCAGUUACGCUUUAAUAAGAAGAGAAAGGGUCUGUAUCGCAGGGCUAUCACAGAGGCAGCUAAGGCUGCUAAGCAGCUGACCCCUGAAGUGCGGGCUUUGUUGACACAGUUUGAAACGUGAACAUGGACAGUAAGGUAGGCGAGAACUGCUGGAGCUGCCACAGGUCCCUGGUUAGUUAGGAAUUGUUUCUACUAGCUAGUUUGACCAAACUGGAAGGAAAUUGCACUCACUUGGCUUUUUAUACUUAUAUAGCCUAUAAGUCUUUUUAGACUAAGAAGCGUAAAACUGAACAUUCUGUCAAAUUUUCUCUUAAGGAAGUGAGAUUUUUAGCAGUAUUUUCCAAAUUUGAAAUCUAAAACCAUCUUAAGGCAUAGAAGCCAUAGCCUCAAAUGAAAUUGAAUUUUUGCAGGGACUGUUAUUUGCCAUUUGUAUUUAUUGUAUAUAUACACACACAUAUAUAAACUAUUGCCUGUCACCAUGUGACAUGGGUUGCAUAUUUGGGGUUUUAGUAAGGGCUGGUGAGCUGGGGAACUGGAUAUUUAAUGACUACUUAUUUAAUAAUUAGUGAACACUUAGACUUUCUAUGCACAUAAUGAUAUAAAAGUUUGAUAUUGGGUGUUUGACAAACUGAGAUGCCUGCUAUGACAAAUUGGAAUGCUUGCUGUUUAGUUAUAGACCAGGCUAUACACAUUGUCCAGUAUUUGGGAUUAAAACUAUAAAGACUGGACAGGCCUGAGUUACCACUCUUGUCCAGUGGGAACAUAAACAAACUUUCAGACUUUUGGUGGGGAAGUUUAGAUAGGUUUUAUUUGGGGUAUGUGAAUAGUGCAUAUUUGGUCAGAUUUCUCCUGACUGGCUGGUCCUAAAUUCUUAGGACAGUGCCCUAGUGAUUUAUACUUUGUGAUGAACUAAUGUCAUGUGUAAUUGUUGCAUUUUGAAUGUAUCUAAUUUGAUAAUUUUUAAGAAGCAUUUCCGUUUAAGGUAAUCUGUUUGCAGGUUAGAAAAUGAGAAAUGUAAUUGUGUAAUGCAUUGGAAUGUAAAAAAAAAGCUAAAUAAAAUCAACUAAAUCAAAUUAUUUGUGUGUGUUUCUCAAAAAGCUUUGAACAGUUUCAAAAUAGUAGAAAAUUAUUCUUUAUUAUAGUGAUUAGAAAAGAUGAGAAAUCAGAUUUAGUUUUCUAUUUGCCCUGUCAGGGAAUGUUAUCAGAGAAUAGGUAAAAUUAAAAUAGCAAG
Arvicola amphibius (Eurasian water vole) is the source of this 4501-nucleotide messenger RNA. It is a transcript of the gene Pwwp2a, whose product is annotated as PWWP domain containing 2A. Gene Ontology annotation, molecular function: chromatin binding; histone binding. NCBI's taxonomy places the organism in Eukaryota, Metazoa, Chordata, Mammalia, Rodentia, Cricetidae. Bases 1796 to 3391 code for a protein of 531 amino acids. The transcript is spliced from 2 exons. The record is from RefSeq and is a predicted model, not a curated record. Gene Ontology annotation, cellular component: nucleus.